CCCCACAUAUACAUUCUCACCUCUCUCGCUCCACUCUUUCUAUAUCUCCUCUGCUCACAAACCACCCUCAAUUGCACACACAAUGAAAGAGAAAAUCCAUUUCAUGGCUCACCACCAACAAUCGCCUCCUUCUUCAAAACUUGUUCACGGGAUGCCAUCUCAAUGCCAACCUCAAGACAGUGACAGUGAUUGUAAAGAUGAAACAGAGUCUCAAUCUCAGAAUCUGUCGGCUUCGGAAACAUGUGCCUGCGAUAAGGAGAAAAUGGCAUUGCAGAACCUGGUUUCUGAUUCUGCCGAUGCGACGAGAGGCAGUGGUGAGGCUGAGGAAAGUGGACGAGAGAAGCUGAAGAGGCAUAGAGUGGAAGUGGCGGGAAGGGUAUGGAUUCCUGAGAUAUGGGGUCAGGAGGAGCUGUUGAGAUGGAUUGAUUGCUCGGCUUUGGACGCUCCUUUGGCUCCGAGCAGAAUCAUCACGGCGCGAGCGGCGAUGGUUCGAGAGGCUACGAGAGCCAAUGCCGGCGGAUUUAGAAUAGAGAACAGGUGUUGAACUUUCAUUUCUCUGCGAUUCAAUUUUAGCAAUGAGCUUAGCGUGUAUAGAUAAUGAUGGUUCAUCAAUCCUCACUUCUCUCGUAACCCUGUCUUAUUUUAUGUACUCCAUUUAGAGUCUCAUUCUCAAAACUUCCUGUUUUUUAGAUUAUUCACCAGAACGAAGCUUUGCGAUUUAGCCUAAGUUUGGAAUUUCAGACUACUGAACAAGUUCCCAUUGUUGUAAAUCACUCAAUGCUUCAGGAAUUUAUGAUACUGGAUUUGAAUUAA
Molecule: messenger RNA, 813 nt
Organism: Prosopis cineraria
Lineage: Eukaryota; Viridiplantae; Streptophyta; Magnoliopsida; Fabales; Fabaceae
Product: protein BIC1-like
Biological process (GO): blue light signaling pathway
Source: RefSeq, a predicted model, not a curated record